AUGGUCGCCAAGCUACGUGAUUUGCGGCGACAAGCAGAUUCCGCUCACCCUGAUGUCUUCACUGACCAGACGCCGCUCCGUGGCCCUUUGGAUGGCUGGCGCUACUUUAUCGGGCCGUCGGCUUGCAUUCCUCCAUCGAUGCUUGUUCGUGUUGCAACGGUCGAGGAAUGGGAACGUACUUAUCCAUCAUGGAAUCCCGCGGAUACUUUGCUUGAUACAGCAACCGUCACACCGGAGCUUCACGAAUUCUUGGUGCAGAAUUAUCUGUCCACCGUGCAUACACUUUACCCAAUCCUGGAUGCACCAGAGUCUAUCCAGUCUCUACAGAAUCCAACUACAACAAGUCUGACCGCCUCUCAAGAAUUCAUCCGUUGCAUGGUAUAUGCAAUCUCAUGCCACUGCGUACCCAGGAACGCUCGAGCAAUGUUGUUUCUAUCCCUUGCCAAUAACUAUCAUCGUCGAGCGAUGGAGCUUCUCGAAGCCGCUACUUCCAAGCUGAAUGUCGAGACUUUACGGAAUGUGAUGCUGUUGGCCUUCCACAGUAUGCUGGCCCCCCACCAGGGGAACUGCAGUCAAUUGGUUGGGAUCGCUGCCAGGCUGUGCGUGGAUUUGAAAUUGGCCACCUCAGAAGAUCAAUCUCUCUUGCACUUGCUACUGUCGGUGGUCUGCGUUGAGCGUCAAAUAGCAGUCACCAUUGACAGACCUUGGUUUCUAGACUUGCCAGACAGUUUUUCACAGGUCGAGAUAUCCGGGUUGGCAAGACAUCGAGCGAUAGAAAUCCUCUACAUAUUGGUCUCCAUGCAAUCGACGCUGCGGCAAGCCGAGCUUGAGGGCGAAACCCGGAUACAGGUCAGCCAACAAAUAAGGGCAAUCUGUACCUGGGUCACGUCGCAAGAACGACCCCUACCGAAUCUGAUUGCGGUUCUGCAAGAAACCAAGCUCAUGCUUGGGUUGGAUGGAGAUUCUAAGGAGCUGAUCCAGAUUUAUAACCAAGAGGAUUGUUUUCAUACCUUUCUCACGCCACACUGGAUCCUGAGAGCUGCUCGGGCAGUUCUGGAACGAUCGCCCAGUCUAGAAAGCGGAAAAGCUUCCAGGGAGUUUCUGCUGGCUUUACUCAUGCUUGAUCGGGACACAGUCAGGUGGCCAAGCUGUCAAGUCCUUCUAGAGUCUUUGCAAGCAAUCUGA
Messenger RNA from Capronia coronata CBS 617.96, 1185 nucleotides. RefSeq lists its product as uncharacterized. Gene Ontology annotation, molecular function: sequence-specific DNA binding; DNA-binding transcription factor activity, RNA polymerase II-specific; zinc ion binding. The coding region runs from base 1 to 1185 and encodes 394 amino acids. Lineage: Eukaryota; Fungi; Ascomycota; Eurotiomycetes; Chaetothyriales; Herpotrichiellaceae. Gene Ontology annotation, biological process: positive regulation of transcription by RNA polymerase II; DNA-templated transcription. The record is from RefSeq and is a predicted model, not a curated record. The transcript has a single exon.